This is a messenger RNA of Seminavis robusta, 1234 nucleotides long. The record is from the annotation of a GenBank genome assembly. Lineage: Eukaryota; Bacillariophyta; Bacillariophyceae; Naviculales; Naviculaceae.
UUUUUCUGACGCCAACGAUCUUGGCUUUCCCCCGCCGCCUGUUUGCAAGUAUUGGCAUCAUCGGCCGAUGAAUGCUGAAUGAAAGCCCAAGAGACAACAAGAUAGUCCGUUCAUCAGAGGAUCAGCAAACAACACCAACAUCAUGAACAGUUUACCAGCUUUUCUCGUCAGUGUCUUGUUCAGUCUGCAAGCCAUUGUGUGCUGUCAAGCAUGGAGUCCACAUCAGAGUGUUGCUGGUAGAAUCCACCGCCAUGUCAAGACAAGCUGGAGUAUUAAUCUCAAGGCCAAUGCGAAUGGUAAUACUAUGGAUGAAGAAUUAUGGGACAACGACCAAUCCUUUCUUCCAUCCCGCCGAUCGUGGUUGCUCCAAUCGGCAGCGGCAUUGACCGUCAUGGCAGCACCCACUUUUGCUUCCAACGCGGCAACAUCAGACGCCAAAGUGACGGAUCGCAUCUUUCUCGAUAUCAAGGGUUUGGGAUCCGAAGGACCCAAACGCCUCGUCAUUGGUCUUUUUGGGAAUGAGGCGCCCCAAUCCACCAGCAUGCUCAAACAACUCGUCGACAGUUCCAAAGGACUCCCGGCACCCUGCAAACCCAAGGCGGAACGGACCCUGCAAAAGGAACAACUCGAAGCCAACAAAGUAUACAACACGUGUAUCGAAGCCAAAGACAAGGGAGUCAAUUACGAAUACAGUCAGAUUUGGAGAAUUAUACAAAACGAACGCAUCGAUGUCGGAUCCGUAUCCGGCAAAUUCAUUGCUCGAGAAUAUCCCAAUUGGCAAGAAAAAGAAAACAAUCAACUCUUACACGAUGCUCCCGGGAUUGUCUCGGUUCGCAAAGGCAACGAUUCGGGAUUUGGAUUUACCAUUUAUCCCGGAGGCGGUAGCAACGCCGUCCAGGCAUUACUGGACGAAGAACACAUUGUCGUGGGACGGGUGGAAAACCUCGAACUCGUGCAAGAACUCAAUCAAGUCCCCGUCAUUCAGUCCAGCAAGGUCAAUUACAUGGGACUGACUGGAGGACCCACUACCAAGUCGGCACCCACACGAGCGUGUCAAUAUGGAGGACCCAUGUACUGCAAUGAAAACAAACCACUCAUCAAACUCAGUGUCAUGAAUUCGGGUGUGUUGUAACAACAUAACGAUGCGAUGCUAUUCGAUUCAUUCUCAAAACUACUUAGUUGUGCGAUAGCUAGCUAGACUUGAGCCAUUCUUUAUGACGUGAUUACAUUGGAA